CUCUACAGAUGUGACUCACAGCACUGGAUCACAAAAUCUCAUUUGAGCACAUCUUCCUGUGGAGAAUACAAAAUCAGAGGGUUACAAUUCAAGAUCACUGAUGGCCAACCCUGGAGUGAUUACACUGAACGGACAAAGCCUGCUUGAGGGCCUUGAGGAUUUAUACAAUUCCUCUUAUGAAGAUGACGAAUAUUGCUGUGAAGGGGGUGAUGUUUGCGACCUGGAGGAGGGCAUGCUUUUUGAGGCAGUCUUCAUCCCAAUUCUGUACUCGGUGGCAUUUGUCGUGGGUGUCCUGGGAAACGGAGUGCUGCUGGGAGUUCUGGUUCAGAGCAGGAGGACCUGGAGUGUGACGGACACCUUCAUCCUCCACCUGGGUCUAGCAGACAUCCUGCUGCUGGUGACGCUGCCCUUCUGGGCUGCACAGUCUGCUCAAGACCAGGGGUGGACCUUUGGCACUCCUCUCUGCAAGAUCACUGGGGCUGUUUUUACGAUCAACUUCUACUGUGGGAUCUUUCUGCUGGCCUGCAUCAGUCUGGACCGCUACCUGUCCAUCGUCCAUGCCACCCAGAUGUACUCCCGCAGGAAUCCCUUGGUCGUUCAUAUCAGCUGCUUGGCAGUGUGGCUCUUCUCCCUGCUCCUCUCUAUCCCUGACUGGUAUUUUUUGGAAGCUAUGAGGGAUGACAGACGACAAAAAACAGAGUGCAUUCGCAACUACUUCAUAGUUUCCCCUGAGGCAGUAGGCGACUGGCGAUUGGGAUCACGUCUGCUGUACCACACAGUGGGCUUCCUGCUGCCUUCAGCCAUCCUCAUCUUCUCCUACUCCCGCAUCCUGUGGCGACUGCAGUGCGGCUCCCAGAGCAUCCAAAAGCAGAAAGCUUUCAGGGUCAUCAUGGCUGUGGUGCUGGUUUUCUUUCUCUGCUGGACACCAUACAACAUCACACUCCUGGUGGAAACGUUUCAUUCCAGCUACACCAUGACCACCUGUGGAGUCAGAACAUCUCUGGAGAAAGCCAAGAUAGUCACCUCGUCUGUCGGUUACCUCCACUGCAGCCUCAAUCCCAUCCUGUAUGCCUUUGUCGGUGUGAAGUUCCGGCGUCAGCUCCGAGUAAUCCUGAAGUCUCUGGGCUGCAAGCUGAAAACAAGCACCACACUGCAGUCUGCUGCUCACAGCAGGAAGAGCUCCAUUUGGUCUGAGUCUGCUGACACCUCCAACUCAGUCGCUAUUUGAGAGAGACACAAACAUAUCAACGAACACAUGAAGAGGUCUACAGAAACUUAAAAACUGGCAUGAAGACACAGACAUGAACCAAGAAUGCCUCACUGUUAACUUCCUGUGGUAUUCAGCCUGUAAAAGAGAUGCAUUCUUUCAAUUUCCUGUCGCUCUCAGCGCGUUAGCGGCUGAACAGGAGCAUGACCACUCGACAAAGAUAGUUUUUGACUCAUAAGGAUUUGAGGUCAUACACCUGUACUUGUAGAUAUGUAUUUUGUUGUGGUAGAAAUACCACACUUCCCUUUUCUAACUGCUAAGCAACAUUGUAGCUACUGUUUCACAUGCAAGGUUUUAUAUUAUGUAUUUUUAUACCACAAUUACACAUGAUUUUCUGAAUGUAACAUUUAAAUACAGAAUAAAAUGGUUUUUUUUUAUCCUAAA
Messenger RNA from Plectropomus leopardus (leopard coralgrouper), 1651 nucleotides. Its product is annotated as C-X-C chemokine receptor type 3-like. NCBI's taxonomy places the organism in Eukaryota, Metazoa, Chordata, Actinopteri, Perciformes, Serranidae. Gene Ontology annotation, biological process: regulation of leukocyte migration; positive regulation of cytosolic calcium ion concentration; G protein-coupled receptor signaling pathway. The record is from RefSeq and is a predicted model, not a curated record. Gene Ontology annotation, molecular function: C-X-C chemokine receptor activity; C-C chemokine receptor activity; C-C chemokine binding. Gene Ontology annotation, cellular component: external side of plasma membrane; membrane.